Molecule: messenger RNA, 1474 nt
Organism: Pistacia vera
Lineage: Eukaryota; Viridiplantae; Streptophyta; Magnoliopsida; Sapindales; Anacardiaceae
Product: putative F-box protein PP2-B8
Exons: 4
Coding region: 23-1294 (423 amino acids)
Source: RefSeq, a predicted model, not a curated record
UAAGAGUAUAACAGGUCACGAGAUGGCUCAACUUCCACACAACUUACGUGACAUUGUUAAAGAUGCAGACUCACAUAUUGACACCUCCUCUCCACAGAAGGUGUUUAAACAGCUCCAGAAUGGAGUUCUCUUGAAUCAGAACACACAGCUGUGUAAGCAUAACAAGGACUCCGAUGCCAUCGACUUUAGGCUAUUUUCAAAGGGUCUCACAUACCAUGGGGGAGAUUGGAAAAGGUGCAAAAUAAAGGGCGUGGAAGUGAAUGAACUAAUAAGUGGAAAGAGCAUCGAGGUAAAAACGAAUUUCAAGACAUGUAAACUAUCUCCAGACAAAACCUAUGAAGUUUCUUUCCUUAUAAUGAUGAAGGACAGAGCCAAGGGAUGGGAUAAACCCGUUACCCUGAAAUUUGAACUCCCAAAUGGAGAAACUGAACAAACCACAGAAAAUCUAAGUGAUCAAGAAACCAAUGUUUGGAAACAACUCACAAUUGGAGAUUUCCACACUCCCAGUUCUGGUAUGUCUGGUGAUAUGAAGAUCUCUUUGUCUUCACCGGAUCCUCAGGAGAAGACCAGACUCGUUAUCAGGGAAAUCGACAUUAUUGAUUCUUUUUCACAGACACAAUCAAGUCAAGAAGUUCAGGUUUCUCACACGAAAUCCCAGGAUGUAGUGGAGAAAACAAAUGGGAUUAAACUCCCACACAAUUAUGAAGCCAUUCUUAAAGAGGCAGACUCACCGAUCGACAAGUCCUCCCCCAACAAGAUAAAAGAUCAGCUCUACUCUGGAGUUUUCUUAAAUGGAAAGAAAAAGAAGUAUUGGGUUAACAAGGAAUCCGGAAGCAACUGCUUCAUGCUGUUUGCUAGGGAUCUUUCAGUAAUUUGGGGAGAUGACCAACGUUAUUGGAAGUGGACUUCCCUGAAAGAGACAAGUGAUGUUUUUGUAGAUGUGGCUGAACUAUUAAACGUGUGCUGGCUGGAGAUAAAGGUGAGAUUCGAGACAACAAAGCUCACUCCGAGGGCUUUGUACGAAGUUGUGUUUGUCAUAAUGUUGAAGGAAGUAGCUUAUGGAUGGGAUGCUCCAGUGAACCUGAGACUCUUACUACCAAACGGAAUCAAGAUAGAGCACAAAGAAAAUUUGAAGAUGAAGCCAAGAAAUCAAUGGAUAGAGAUCCCCAUUGGCGAGUUCAGAACUUUGCCGGAGAGGGCUGGGGAGAUGGAAAUCUCUAUGUAUGAAAUCGAGGACGGGAACUGGAAAAAAGGACUUGUCAUCAAAGGGAUCGUCAUUACUGCCAAAGAGUAAUAAGCAUGAGGAUGAUCGAAGAAAGGACGUUUGCAAAACUAAGUUUGUAGAUAUAUAAUGAAUAAAGUAAUUUAGUUCUCAUGCGUCAUAUAUAAGUAGUAGUACUAGUAGCGGUCUCUAUAACUGCGAAAUAAAUAAAAUGUAUGGGACUUUUGUAUAAUAAUCUAUGGAAUAAUCUAG